Messenger RNA from Anneissia japonica, 647 nucleotides. RefSeq names its product translation initiation factor IF-2-like. Lineage: Eukaryota; Metazoa; Echinodermata; Crinoidea; Comatulida; Comatulidae. The record is from RefSeq and is a predicted model, not a curated record. Bases 105 to 581 code for a protein of 158 amino acids. The transcript is spliced from 3 exons.
UCUUCGAAGUUCCUGAGGUAAUAUUAGCUAGAGGUAAAGAAGCUCAGAGGGUUUAUAAGGAGGAGUUAAAAAAUGGAAAAAUCACAGUAAACCAUGCACGAUUAAUGGUGGCUGGAAAGCAGGGCGUUGGAAAAACCAGUUUGGUAAACACUCUGCUUGGAAAACCAUUUAAUGACGAAGAACCAUCAACCGAUGGGAUAGUAUUGAGAACAGCAUUUCAAGCUACUAACGUUGAUUGCAGUGAGUGGAAAGAGGAAGAGGAUAUUGAUGAUUGUGAUUGGAUCAAAAAGUUACAUGAUAAUGCAAUAGAAGGUAAAGUUGCAGGGAUUUUGAAAUUUAUAGGAAAACAAACAGAGGGACACCAGCCAGCAGUUGAACCUGUAACUGAACCAGCAGCUGAACUGAUACCUGAACCAGAAGCUGAACCGAUACCUGAACCAGCAGCUGAACCGAUACCUGAACCAGCAGCUGAACCGAUACCUGAACCAGCAGCUGAACCGAUACCUGAACCAGCAGCUGAACAGAUACCUGAACCAGCAGUUGAACCAGUACGUUCUGAACUGUUACUGAAAUUUUAUUAAAAAAUAUAUCCUUCUUAAACUAUAUCUAUUCUUUACUUGGCGCCUUAUAAGGUGGAUAUAAUUUUU